Messenger RNA from Periconia digitata, 546 nucleotides. NCBI's taxonomy places the organism in Eukaryota, Fungi, Ascomycota, Dothideomycetes, Pleosporales, Periconiaceae. The record is from the annotation of a GenBank genome assembly.
CCCAUCUCAUCACUCAACAUGUCAACCUCAGAACCACCUUCCUACGCCGCAAACAUCCCUUCCGACCCCGUCACCAAAACCACAUCCACAGUCCACGUCGAGCUCACCCCCGAUACCCUAUCCACGGACGCAGCGACGCGAUUCGUGCGCUCCCCUUCCGCCGGCGCAACAGUCCUCUUCAUCGGCACCACAAGAGACUCAUUCAAUGACCUCCCCGUCUCCUCGCUAUCCUACACUUCCUACACGCCUCUCGCCAUAUCGACUCUGUACGCCAUUGCGACUUGCAUGCUCGAGAAACACAGCCUCGCCAAGAUCGCAAUCGUGCAUAAACUGGGAGAGUGUCCGAUAGGCGAGGAAAGCAUCGUCAUUGCUGUCAGUGCGCCGCAUCGCCAGGCCGCGUGGCGCGCGGGCGAGGAGGCGCUCGAGGAGACGAAGAAGAGGGCCGAGAUUUGGAAGUUGGAGAGGUUUGAGGGCGGGGAGGGGGUUUGGAGGGCUAAUCGCGACGGGGCUGCUGGCGUUAAAGUGGAUGAGGGGGAGGAAGGAUGA